Messenger RNA from Encephalitozoon cuniculi GB-M1, 561 nucleotides. RefSeq lists its product as uncharacterized. The record is from RefSeq and is marked provisional. The transcript has a single exon. The coding region runs from base 1 to 561 and encodes 186 amino acids. Lineage: Eukaryota; Fungi; Microsporidia; Unikaryonidae.
AUGAACGUGGAGUUAUUGUGCUGCAGUGCUUUAGGAAUAAUGUUUUUAAGUUCAAUCAAUGGAGAGCUCAGCCCAGCUGACCAGAUAAAUGGUGUCAAGAGGGUUCUAGAAAAUCCUGAGACAAAGAGAGGAUUUCCUUACUUGGCUGCAGAGGCCAAAAGGCUUAGUAAUUUAUAUGGCGAGAGUUGUUCAUCUGUUCAAGAGGUUCUAUCAGUGGAAGAAGGGAAAAAAGUGUCAUUAGGAGAGGAAGAAAAGAAUGACUUUAAAUUUUUGGCUGAAAAGACUAAAGAGCUUCAGCAGAAAUGGGAAGUCGUCUCUAAAGUUCUUGGGGAUGGUGAGCUCUCGGAGGAAAGCAUAAAGAGACUGAUUUUGGACAUCAUCAACUUGGAAGCUGAGGUCAUAAAAUGCUCGGGAAGAUUGAAUGUGAACUAUUUCCUUACUAUCGAGUUCCUUCGUCGUCUUGAUGAAUGCCUCGAAAAUGGAACAAGAGGGCUUAAGGAGCUGUUAUCAGACCCGAAUUUUAUUUGCAGUAUCGCGCCUAGAUCAGUGGAAGAGGAAUAG